Messenger RNA from Eimeria tenella, 1725 nucleotides. RefSeq lists its product as uncharacterized. Lineage: Eukaryota; Apicomplexa; Conoidasida; Eucoccidiorida; Eimeriidae. The transcript has 3 exons. The coding region runs from base 1 to 1725 and encodes 574 amino acids. The record is from RefSeq and is a predicted model, not a curated record.
AUGUCAUCUUCCAAGAGGCUAAGGCAGAAGCAACAGCCGCUACAAGAUCAAAGCCAGAUUCAGCUGCAGCAACAACACACCAAAUGUACAAGACUCCGUGCUGCGCGCUCCGGGCUUUUCGAGGGAUCUGGAGAUCUACCGACUCGACCGGCAGCCGCAACAGCAGCAGCAUCUGGAAACUGUCCCUCUGCCCCUGUCAAGCAAAGCCUUCGUCCCUCAGUCGAUGCACGUUCUCCAGCCCUCUCCCGUGUCUCCCAAAGACACCAAGCUCAUUCCCAGGAUGCAGCCAAAUGCGGUCCACUGAAUGAAGAAAGGCCGGAGACUGAGUCGACUCCGCGCAACAACUUGAGGCGACAGCCACACCAGCAACAGCGCCAAGCGCGAGCGCUAGAAUCGACAUUCGUAGCUCCCAAGGGGCCCCGCGUCCUGAGAGUUAGAGGUCUCCCCCGCGGAGCUCCUCAUGAGGGCCCUCUUGGGCUCCUGUCGCGGCACAAGGAAGGCUCCAAAACCGCAGUCCAGGGGGCCACUGAGGCUCUGCAGGGGCACAUGGGGACGCAGGACGCACAUGAAGCCUGCAAUUUUUCUAUGCCUGUUGCUGCUCCACCUGAAGCAUCAGCAGGGGUAGCACCAGCGAAAGAAGCAACAGCAAGAUCGGCAGCCAAGGCCGAUACAGGUGUUGUUAGUGAGGCUUCUUGGGCCUCGUCCCCACCAUCCCCCUUGAUAAGUGAGGAUGCCGAAAUAGCACCGAAUGAAACGCAAGCUGCACCCGAAGCAGCAGCGGAAGCAGCAGCAACACAAGCAAAGACCCAGCCCCAACUUGAAGAUGGGGAGACACUUGCUGAUGGCUUACUUGGGGUCUGCGGUGAGCCCUUAAGCGACCCGCCCUCAGCACCAGCAGCGGCAGCAGCAAGCCAGCCAGCAACAGCAGCCGAGGGAGAGGACGUGGCGAGAAGCAGCAGCAGCAGCUGCCGCAACGUGAGCCAGUGCCUAUCCAGUCUUCAGGACCUGCACACGGGCCUAACCCCCCGGCCGUCUCAGCAGCAAGGGGAGGGGCCUCCAACCUCUCACCUGUUAGGGGCAAUCCAGGGACCUCACUGGGGCGCAGCACCCGCGCAGAAGCGGCUGCUGGAGCAAGUGUCUCAGGUCCUUCGCAGCAACGCAUCUCUUGCUGCUGCCACAAUGACAGUACUGCCUAGGAGUCGGCGGCUUGCAGCAGCAGCUGCAGCAGCUGCUGCAGGUGCAACUCCGCAGAAGACCAAGGGACCCAUGAGGGGAAGAAGGGCUCCCGAAGGGAUCAAAAAUGAAGGCCGUAGCAGCGCAAGCAAGGCUAAGAAGACCCCCAGUAGGGGAUCCUCCUUGAAAAGGGGGCUCCCGGUGUCAACGCCGAACAAAAGGGGUCGAAGUGAAGGCUCAUCGUUUCCCCGCAGCUGCAGCAAUAGCGUGCGAAGUAGCUGCAGGGUUCGGGAAAAGGCAGCAGCAGCAGAAGCAGUAGCAGCAGAAGCUACGGCUGCUGCAGUCCGCAGGGCAGGAGCCUCCAAGCAGAAGCAACUACGCCUGCAGCAGCAGCAGCAGCAGGCACACUACGCGAAUCUCGAGUGCUUGUUGCAGGAUCUGCGGCAAGAAGAAACACGGGAUUGGUGGUGCGACGAGGACCAGCCCGAGUUGGCUGCGAUUCCCUCCGAGGAGGCGGAACCCACGGGCUGCCCGCUCCUUUCGCCGCUUUAG